AUGAAGAGCCAACACAUCGCCCUACCAGGUCUCCAAGCCGUAGCCGUCGCCUUCCUCGGAGCCCGCGGCGCCUCAGCAGGAAAAGUCUUUUGCGCCGAUGCCAACAACAAAGUAGUCGCCGACACCAAAUGCGACAGUAAAGCGCCUGCCAACACUUUCUACAUGUUCAACAGCGAGGGGGAACAUCCCGUUGGAAGCACUGUCGACGAAAGCCAGGUGGACUUGUAUGAUAGCGCCGAUAUGAUUGAGCGCCAGAACGCGCGGUUUCCACCGGAUUAUGAGAUGGAGUUGGAGGGGUUUGGGAAGAGGCAGGAGUGUGGUGGUGGUGGUAGCCGGGGAGGUUGA
This is a messenger RNA of Colletotrichum phormii, 345 nucleotides long. RefSeq lists its product as uncharacterized. NCBI's taxonomy places the organism in Eukaryota, Fungi, Ascomycota, Sordariomycetes, Glomerellales, Glomerellaceae. Bases 1 to 345 code for a protein of 114 amino acids. The record is from RefSeq and is a predicted model, not a curated record. The transcript has a single exon.